GGUCACUGACGAAUAAAAAAUUUGUUUAGUAGACUACAUUAGAAAAGAACAUAAACCAAUAAAUGCAGAAUUCUUUUGUAUUCACUUAUCAAUAUAUAAUAUAUGCAAGUGCGUUCAGAGCAGUAUGGAUGAUGGACGGGACGAACGAUAUGGAAUGUUUAGGUUUUCUGGAUCGAUUAAUGGAGUGGAAUAUUAUCUGCAGCUUAUAAGCAAGCCUUGACAGUGUUGCCAUUUGGUUAUCAAAUUUUGUUGACAUAGGAUCCAUCCUUCAAAACUUUGCCGUACCCACCUGAAUAGAAUACACAAAGUGAUGCAGGUUGAUAACUUGACACCAACAAUCUUCUCCUAUAUAAACCUGCGUAGACUAACACAAAUUGUUGCAAAACGCGAAAUCCUUAUAUUAGUAGUGCCUUGCAGUCAAUACUACUGGAUAGUUCAUCCGUUUCCAGAGUACUGUAUAGCGUGGUAAAUUUUUGAGUACCAUGGAUCAGAAUCCCCGCCCUAGUAUUACUUCUUUAGACAACAUUUAUAAUGAAGAAAUCAAGGCUGCGGCUGAUUCGAACGAGAGAAGACCAUCAGAGGCCAGCGAUAUCGAUAAACAGGAGCAGACCAGUGGGACUGCACUCGCAGCACAUGAGCGCUUAGUGGAUGAGGCACUGGAAAGGUCAUCGCAGUCCGCAGCUGCAGCAGUUCCAGUCAUCCCGGUUGUUAAGCGAAAGGAACCACUGGAUCCACUGACUGCCUAUUUCAGAACCAUGAGGGGUGACAGAAUUCGCCGCCGUCUGCUGGAAUUAGUACGCGCCUUCCGAGCGCGGUCGGACCAGAGCGUUUUGGAUUUGGAUUUGCGACCGCCCACACCGGAACCGCACGAAGUACAACCCCUCCCGGAUCCGGCCGCUAACCCCCUUGUUGUACAGUACGAAAUCGAAAACAUACUGGAAGGUUCAGGUCAGGUCCAUCUCGAUGCCGUGACGUCGCCGGAUACAGUUAGCACACCCCGAAAAAGAUCGCAUUCUCGACAGGCUGUUCGGAUAAGAAUCGGUCGCUUGGCUAUACGCGUACCAGAUUGGUAUUUUAACCUUCCCCGUCCGGAAUCUUUCGACCCACACGCUACGAAGUAUCUCGGCUGGUUAACUGUGGUGAGCGUCUUUUUCAUUUACAAUGCGGUGUUUAUUCCGUACCGUGCGGCAUUUUUCGAGCCAUCCGAACGGUUAUGGUUCAUCUGGUUACUGGCGGAUUACAUUGGCGAUUUAAUUAACAUAACCGACCUUAUCAUAUGGAAGCCGUGUAUACGCGUGUUCGUCAACGGCAUCGAAAUAACCCAGACGAAAGAAAUCGUUCGUAAAUAUGUCCGUACACAAUCCUUCGUGUUUGACGUGUUAAGUAUUCUCCCGCUAGACUUUAUCUACCUGGUGCCCCAGGUGGGAAUUAAUCCUUUAUUUCGAAUGCUGCGUAUUUUAAAAAUCUUCUCAUACUGGGAAUUAUUAGACCGGCUUGACCAACUCGUAUCCAAUCCGUAUUAUUUUCGCAUGGCGCGCUUUCUUGCUUAUUCCAUGUACUUGAUCCACGUUAACGCAUGCAUUUAUUACUAUUAUUCGUACCUAUACGGAUUCACUUCUGAAGACGAGUUUGUGUACAAUAACCGGCAUCCGGAUUGUCAGAAUCUCAGUAAGACCUUCCACAAUCCGGUGGAAGAAAGCGACAAACUGAAAUGCAAUUUACCCGGCGAUUAUACGGAUUACGUAUUCUGUUUCUUUUUCUCUGUAUCGAUGGUGACCAUUAUCGGCAACCUGAGUUUUCCCCACACCUUGCCGGCUAUGAUCUACAGUUUCAUCUUGUGGUUUGUCGGUGUGUUCGUCUUCGCCACGCUGGUCGGACAAGUGCGCGAUGUGUUCAAAGCGAUGACGCAUCAAGAAGACGAAUUCUACGAGUUAAUGGACGCCAUUGUGGAGCAUAUGCACACGCUGAAAAUUCCUAAAGAAUUACAGGAGCGGGUACGAACGUGGCUGUUAUACAAUUGGGAGCAGCAACGGACGAUCGAUGAGGGAAAAUUCUUGGAAGGUUUACCGGUACGAAUUCGUUCGGAUUUGGCUAUGGAAGUGCAUUUCCAUGUCAUCAGCAAAGUACAGUUGUUCAAAGAUGUGGAUAAGACGGUGUUGGAGGAAUUGCUGUUGCGGCUCAAACCCAACGUCUUCCUGCCGAAUGAUUUUAUUUGCCGGCGCGGGGAAAUCGGGAAGGAGAUGUACAUUGUCAAAUCGGGGGUGUUGGAGGUGGUGCUGCCGGAUGGGCGGGUGGCGGUGACCUUAACACCCGGCAGUGUUUUUGGAGAGGUCAGCCUGCUGUCGCUGGCCGGCGGCAAUCGGCGUACGGCGGAUGUACGCUCGAAAGGGUUCUCCAAUUUGUAUGUACUGAGCAAAUCGGAUUUGAACGAUGUGAUGAAGGAUUAUCCGGAGACGCUGGAUGCGCUUAGAGCCAAAGCGCAGGAGCUACUGAAUAAGGGCAAACCGCCGCCGGAAAAGCUGCCGCAUCCGGAAGCAGUACAGAUUGUACCCAACCGAGUGCCCACACCGGAAAUGGUGCACGUCGCCACGAAAGUAAUGAAUCCAGGAUCGGCAGUACGGCUGAAAAUCGUUUCCAGCUCCGCAUCCGAAAUGAAAGCACUCCCGGAUGACGACCUGCACUCACCCAGAUCAUUUGACGCGACUGUCAACACUGCCGCUGUGCCUGAUCAGAUUCCCGACAACACAAGUAAUCACACGGACACGAAACUGCAAAUACCCAACGGCGACAUUGCACCCGAUAGAAAACCCGUUGUAUUUCCGGCGGUUCCACCUCGCACGGACACCCUGAACACUGUCACCAGAAAAUCCGGUAGACGCAGGCGAAAUCAAGCAUUUCCACCGGAUGACUCGUCAUCUGAACUGGAAGAGACGCCGCGCGGACCGCGUAUACGGAAGAAAGGUCACUACGUCGGGCACAUCCACGAGAUCCUGGAAUCGCGGUCCAGCAGUUACACAUCGUCCAACAGAUCGAAUAAUAUUCCGUUGAGGACGCUGGGCGGGAGUCUGCUGCCGGUGGUGUCCGGUGAGAACGACGGAGGUGGCAGUCAGGAGGGCGAGAGCGCAGCCAGUCAGAUGGUUAACAUUAAGCGAAGAUCUCUGCGCUCCGAUCGGGACUCACCCGACACCGCCACCUCCAGCAGCCCCGGCACCUAUCAGUCGCCCAUGUCCUCCACCGAACCGGUGCAUUCCAGUGUGUCGGAAAAUUUAUAAAGAAUACUUUCUGCUUGUGUACAAACACUUUAAGAAAUAUUUUUGUACAUAUCUUUACUGUUUAAAGAUUUUAUUCGUAAUUUGUAUGUUUUGUAAGCAAUAUGGCAGUACGAAUGGUACGUAUGCAUGGUU
Molecule: messenger RNA, 3404 nt
Organism: Paramacrobiotus metropolitanus
Lineage: Eukaryota; Metazoa; Tardigrada; Eutardigrada; Parachela; Macrobiotidae
Product: cyclic nucleotide-gated cation channel beta-3-like
Biological process (GO): monoatomic cation transmembrane transport
Cellular component (GO): plasma membrane; intracellular cyclic nucleotide activated cation channel complex
Molecular function (GO): protein-containing complex binding; intracellularly cAMP-activated cation channel activity; intracellularly cGMP-activated cation channel activity
Source: RefSeq, a predicted model, not a curated record